AAUUGAAUUAAAAUUUAUUGCAGAGAGGAGUAGUAGAAGUUGCGAAGCCAAUCAUUGAAGAAGCGAUCGCCACAAAGCUAGACAUCAAAUUACGCGGCUCCUCGACCAUCGGCGUGGCCGAUUUCGGUUGCUCAACAGGGCACAACUCAUUUCCAGCCAUGCAAAUAAUCACACAAUCAAUCAAGCAAAAGCUACACCGUCUCGACGAAACAAUUACCCCGGAAUUCUACGUAUACUUCAACGACCUUUACAGCAACGAUUUCAACACCCUCUUCGGUUCACUGCCGCCACCGGAUCAGCGGCAUUACCGUGCAGCCGCAGUGGCGGGAGACUUCCAUCGCCGCCUCCUGCCGGAGUCGUCCCUUCACUUUGCGUACUCUAGUUGGUCGCUCCAUUGGCUGACCGGUGUCCCGAAAGGCGUGGAUGAAAGAGAUUCUCCGGCUUGGAACAAAGGGGAAAUUCUCUACACAACCGAAAGAAAGGAAGUAUGUGAAGCUUAUUUGAAACAGUAUGAAAUGGAUAUUGAGUCAUUCUUGAAAGCAAGGGCAGUAGAAGUUGUGGGGGGAGGGCUUAUGGCCAUUGUAAUAGCUGGAGUACCUGAUUUUUGGGAUCCUCAAACAGAGUACACUAUUCCUUCUGAUGUAAACCUUUUGGGAUCUUGUCUCAUGGACAUGGCUACAAUGGGAAGAUUCAGUGAAACAAAAGUGGACACAUUCAACCUGCCAUACUACUUCAGCACCCGAAAACAGUUGAAGUCAAUAUUGGAGAGGAGUGAUAGUUUCACCAUUGAAAGGAUGGAUAUACUAAACAACCCUGGAAAGCACACCUUGCCCACCGUUAAAGCUCGUGCAUCAUUCUUCAGGGCUGUCCAUGAAAGAUUGCUCACAGAUCAUUUCGGAAAUGAAAUCAUCGACGAAUUGUUCUACCUAUAUAUGAAGAAACUUGAAUCUUCGCCCGUUUUCUUGAACCCUUAUAAUGACAAAUCCAUUGUGAUUUUAGCUGUUCUCAAGCGUAAAGCCGGUUAG
Molecule: messenger RNA, 1025 nt
Organism: Erythranthe guttata (spotted monkey flower)
Lineage: Eukaryota; Viridiplantae; Streptophyta; Magnoliopsida; Lamiales; Phrymaceae
Source: RefSeq, a predicted model, not a curated record